Dracunculus medinensis (Guinea worm) is the source of this 2727-nucleotide messenger RNA. NCBI's taxonomy places the organism in Eukaryota, Metazoa, Nematoda, Chromadorea, Rhabditida, Dracunculidae. The record is from the annotation of a GenBank genome assembly.
AUGGCUGUAUUCGUUUUCAUAGCACCAAUAAUUGAUCUUGGUGGAGCUGAUGAAUUGGUAGGUAUGUUGCGAGAGGAUCGAACUAUAGUUAGCAUCGUACCUGAGCUGAAUGUGGUUUCUGACACUGGUCCGAUCUGUCAUUAUGAACUUUCGAAUGAUUCGAUUGACAUUAUACCGUUUGUGGCUGAAAUAACUGACGAAAAACGAGGACGAGGCGAAAUUCGUGUUAAGGAAGGUGUUCAUCUUGACUGUAGUACUCCCCAAUUCCACUUGAACUUGGUUGCAAUUCGCUGUAGCGAUGAAGUUCGGUCUGAAAGUGUUCCGCUUAGAAUAUCAAUUCGCGACACGAAUGACCAUAUACCCGAAUUCGCUCAACCAUGGUUCACCUUCGAUAUUGAUGAAGGAAAGAUUUAUACGGAAAUAGCACGAUUACAAGCGACUGAUAAGGACUGUGGCCAUCCAUAUGGUCAAAUAUGUCGUUACGAAAUAACUAAUUCAUUGGAUGGCUUUCCAUUUGCAAUCGAUGAUCAAGGCGUUUUGCGAAAUACGGAACCACUAAAUUACACUCAAGCAAAAUCCUAUAUUCUUACUGUUGUUGCGCAUGAUUGCGGAAUGCGACAGUCGAAAUCCACUCUUGUCACUGUGAAUGUGCGCGAAGCUUGUGUUGCCACUAUUCUGAAUGUUGAAGACCGCAUAUCGUACUUUCCAGGCUCAGGUGACAAAGCGAUUGUACCUGAAGCUAAUAUUGUGACAUGUGCUGCAUCGAAUUCUUGCACUGUGAAAAGCGUGGAAAGUAUUAUAACUCUGAAAAGUCGGCAUAUAUAUCAAGGGUGUGAUCGCGAUGAUAUUUUUUCGUCUGUUACCCAAUCAAGAUGUGGCAUUAAUCCGGAAACAAUUUCUCUUCUUCCGGUUGUGAAAGAAGCUGAUAAAGAAAAAAGUAAUCUUGGUGAUAAAUAUGCUUUUGAUGGUAAAAUGAAUGCAAUUAUCAUUCCUCCAUCGUUGGUUAAAUCGCUCAUUCCACAAAAAUUCACGUUAUCAUUUUCAAUAAAACAUUCAAAGGGUUCUAAAGCGGAGCAAAGCAUGAAACAGAAUAUUAUCUGCGAGAGUGAUCAAUUGAAUAUGAAUCGGCACCAUUUUGCGGUAUAUAUUCGCCACUGCAAAUUGGAAAUGUUAAUGCGUCGUGAGAGUGAUGCUGAAGCGGCCUUUCGUGCCGCCGAAUGGCGUUGGAACUUGCCGGAAGUUUGUGAUUCGCAAUGGCACACUUAUUCGAUUUUGUUUGCUUCAGUUGAUCAGGUGGAUUUGUAUGUUGAUGGCAAAAAAUUUCUGGCAACUGAUGAAAAUCCAGAAAUCCUCGAUGAUUGGCCUCUUCAUCGUACGAAACAAACGAAAACUCGUUUGGUUAUUGGUGCUUGCUGGCAUGGAAGAAGCCAAUCUAUGGCCCAGUUUUUCAAAGGACAUAUAGCAUCUAUGCUUUUUCUUUCUAACAAAGUCGAACAGCCUCAGGCUGUUCUUUGCGCACAUCAAUGUAAGGAACAACUUCAAUUCACAGCUAUCGAUCAACUGGUUCCCGGCGAAGAAGCAAUAUUCGAUAAAGAAUCAUCAGUUCUAACUUUAAAGGCGAAUACGGCAGAAGAUUUAUCGUUGUUACUUCAAAAAGUUUCUUAUAUCAAUAUGAUGCAGUCACCAACACCAGGUCAUCGUGGUUUUCAGAUUAAGACAACGAUCAACUGUGCAAGUGGCAAAUCAUAUUCGUUAAACCCAACAAAAGGAUAUAUUUUUGUUCAAAAAGAAAUUGAUCCAGUGCUUUCUAUUAGCGGUAUGCCUAUUGUCAAAAGUGACCAGCAGAGCGUAAAAACUGGCGCUCGUAUGUUACCAGAUAUUAAAAUUACUGUUACGCAGAACUUUAACGGUGAAGAACAAGAAAAAACGAGCGAAGCGAUGUUAGAUUGGUGCAAAGUGCAUUUAAAACCAUCGCGUGAUAUGGAACUGGAAUAUUUCUCAUCAUCCGCAACACUUAUCGCUGAUUCGCAUAUUGAUUUUGAACAUGACAAGCAGGGAAUUUUCUUAAAAGGCAAAGAAAAAGCAACAGUGUACCGUGAUAUACUCUCCAGAAUCCAUUAUUUUAAUAUUCGCGCUGAUUCAUUUGACAAGCGUAUUUAUAGUGUUCAGUGUGCAAUGAAUGGUGGUAAAAUUUCUAGUAAUGAAUUUCUUAUCACGAUGAUCAUUGAAGCACCAACCCACAACAAUAUCGCUAAUGCUAAUGCUGCAAGUGGAGCUGAGCAUGAUGCUGAGCCAGGCCUCGAACAAAUAAACAACAAUCGCUUGCAAAAUAUACUCGAGAUGGAUCUUCCACGACCAAAUGCACUCAUAUCUCGCCAUGGACAUGCUGCUAGUCAAGGCGUUCUUGCAGCAAUUGCAAUGAUUGUUAUUGUCUGUGUUGGCUUUUUGCUUGUACUAUUGGUUAUUGGAGUAUUGAGAAUGCAAGAUUCGCCGCUUCCCCGACGCCGGAAAAACAGGAAAAAUCCGGAAAAUAGUAUGGAGUGGGAUAACAGUGGAAUGAAUAUCACUAUUAAUCCACUCGAACAAGUUGAAAAAAAUGCAGCAGAUUACUUUGAUGAAGAAAGUUCUGAUGAUGGUGAAAGCUAUCGAGAAGAAGGACUUACCGAUGAUGAUGAUGAUGUUGAAAUGGCUCUACCACACGUUCAAAAUGGUAGGUUAAUCUAUUAG